AUGAGUCUCCGAUGUUGCGUCAUUCAGGAGAUCUAUCUUAUAGAGCUUGAUGUAAUAGUCAAUAAAAAUGGGAUGGUUUCAGGCCCCAAAGCCGCGCUUGAAGACGAAGCCUACGUGACUGCGGCGGAGACAGACGGAGAGGCGAUCGGUGCGCUCGUACUCGGACAUUCGCUGCGUCAUGCUCAGGUCACCCGCAGACUCGCCUGCAUGGUUACCAACAAAGUCUCUAUGGAAUUCAGAGACCUGCUGUCGGAGCUGUACAACGACAUGAUACCAAUUAGCGGCCUGGAGCGGAUCGACGCCAUGCGGAUGUCCGUCAUGGACGAGUCCCUAGCAGCACUUGCCACUUGGCAGUAUUGCCGCCAAUACUCCAAAUGUGUGUUCCUUGCGCCUGACACGCUGGUGCACCACAACAUCGACCAUCUGUUCGGCAAACCUCAACUCUCCGCUGUGGCCUACCAUCGCCGGCCCAAGACGUUCCACAGCAGCGUCAUGGUCGUAGAACCGGCGGCCGCUCAUAACACUUUCAAAAAGUUACAGAAAUUGGCCCGAAAUUGCGAGGAUUCGUUUGACUUUAGGAGUAAGUGA
Molecule: messenger RNA, 588 nt
Organism: Priapulus caudatus
Lineage: Eukaryota; Metazoa; Priapulida; Priapulimorpha; Priapulimorphida; Priapulidae
Product: glycogenin-1-like
Exons: 4
Coding region: 1-588 (195 amino acids)
Cellular component (GO): cytoplasm
Molecular function (GO): glycosyltransferase activity
Source: RefSeq, a predicted model, not a curated record